This is a messenger RNA of Eucalyptus grandis, 2509 nucleotides long. RefSeq names its product G-type lectin S-receptor-like serine/threonine-protein kinase RLK1. Lineage: Eukaryota; Viridiplantae; Streptophyta; Magnoliopsida; Myrtales; Myrtaceae. Gene Ontology annotation, biological process: protein phosphorylation. The record is from RefSeq and is a predicted model, not a curated record. Gene Ontology annotation, molecular function: ATP binding; protein serine/threonine kinase activity.
UGUUUCAAUUCAUCAUAUGCUCCAUCUUUGGCUCUUCCUAUUCCCCGUUCUUUGUGUAGCUCAAACUAACAUAACUGUUGGAUCUUCUUUAACUGCCGCAAAUGGCAACUCUUCAUGGCUUUCUCCUUCUGGAGACUUCGCUUUCGGCUUUCGAUCAUUGUCCAACGGUAACAACGCCAAGGACGAGCGACUCUUCUUGCUUUCCAUUUGGUACAACAAGAUACUCGAAACUGUCGUCUGGUUUGCGAAUGGAGAUCGUCCUGCACCUGAAAAUUCGAAACUAGCGCUCACUUCAAUGGGGCUCGUCCUCACCAAUCCUCAAGGCGAGGAAUUGUGGAAAUCGGAGAGCAUUCUCGGUGAUGUCUCACUCGCCAUUUUCAAUGACACAGGCAAUUUUGUGAUUCUUGAUUCGAAAUCGGAGAAACUAUGGCAGAGCUUCGAAGACCCCCGUGAUACGUUGCUCCCUUCGCAGACGCUGGGGAAGAAUGAACUCCUUGCCUCUCGUCGAUCAGAGAAAUCUUCCAGAGGGAAAUUCCAGCUUCGGAUGCUGACAGGAGACCUCGUGCUCAACACGAUAAACCUGCCUUCCAAUCGUGCUAACGAGGAGUACAACAUCACCAAAACUGCUGGUGAUUCGAACAGAUCGGCCUCGUCGGGGAAAGAACUUGUGUUUAGUGACUCGGGAUCUCUGUUUGUUUUGAAGGAAAAUGACGAGGAAGUUUACCUCUCACAGGCGAAGGUGCCUUCGGCGUCGGAUUUUUAUCUCCGAGUGACGUUGGACUUCGAUGGGGUUUUACAGUAUGUGCACCCCAGGAACUCAAAUACUGACGGAAACUGGAGCAUCCUCUGGACCCAACCCGACAACAUAUGCUCAGCCAUUGUUUCUAAAAAUGGCAUCGGAGUUUGUGGGUACAAUAGCAUUUGACUCGGAGAAAAUAACAGGCCGAACUGUAGAUGCCCCGACCGAUACACCUUGGUCGAUCCCAGUGAUGAGCAUGGUAAUUGCGUACCGAACUUCACUUUGAGUUCUUGUUUGGAAGAUGAGGAUAAGCGGAACCAUGGUUCGGCCGAGGACAUCUACGCUUUCAAACUCGUGCUUGCACGACUGCAUGUGUGCGGCGGCUGUUUACAGAGAUCGCGUGAAUUGCUGGAAGAAGAGGCUCCCCUCUCCAAUGGGAGAGUCGACCCCCAGUUUAAUGGGAAGGCCAUGAUCAAAGUCCCGAAAAGCGACUCUACCUCCCACGAACGAUUCCAAAUUCCCAAUCCCAGAGCUGAAGUUAACAUCCUCUUCAUUGGUGCGAGCACUCUGGGUUUUUGCGUCAUCUACCGCAAGAAGCCUGAGAAAAUAAACCUUAGAGAAAAUCUAGUGGAGACGAAUUUGCGGUGUUUCACUUACCAGGAGCUCUUCAAUGCCACGGAUGGCUUCAAGGAAGAGCUAGGGAGGAGCGGGAUUGUUUAUAAAGGGUUUAUUCCUAGUGAUGUAGCGGUUGCUGUGAAGAAGCUGACUAACGUAUUUCAGGACAAGGAGAAGGAAUUCAGAACCGAAAUGAAUGUGAUCGGUCAGACCCAUCACAAGAAUCUGGUCAGGCUACUCGGCUUCUGCGAUGAAGGGCAAGAGAGGUUGCUGGUUUACGAGUUCUUGAGCAACGGCACGCUGUGGAGCCUUCUCUUUACUGGUGAAUCCAGACCCAGUUGGAACCAAAGAUGCCAAAUCGCUUCAGCAAUUGCCAGAGGACUGCUCUACUUGCAUGAAGAGUGCACCAUGCAGAUCAUCCACUGCGACAUCAAGCCACGGAACAUCCUCCUCGACGAGUACUACAACGCGAGGAUCUCCGAUUUCGGAUUGGCCAAGCUCCUGAAGAUGGACCAGAGCUAUACUCUCACAAACAUCAGAGGAACAAGAGGGUAUGUCGCUCCUGAAUGGUUCAGGAGCUUGCCGAUCACCGUGAAAGUAGAUGUUUAUAGCUAUGGGGUGUUGCUGCUGGAGAUAAUAUGUUGUAGGAGUUGUUUGGGGGCGAAGUGGGUGGAGAGAGAGAGAGAGCUGUUGACUGAUUGGGCUUACGAUUGCUUUAAGGAUGGAAAAUUGGAUGCUCUCGUGGAAGGCGACAUCGAAGCUUUGAGUGAGAGGGAGAAGCUGAAGAAUUUGGCGAUGGUUGCGUUUUGGUGCGUACAAGAGGACCCGUCAUUGAGGCCAACUAUGAAGAAGGUGACUCAGAUGCUGGACGGAACAGUGGAAGUGCCGGUCCCUCCAUGUCCAUUCGCUUUUAGUAGCUGCACCACCAUCAUUCCUAAAUGAGAGCUGAGCUUCAAGCUAUGAACUUUAAUCUACUUAUGCUAUGAUGGGCAUACCAUACUCCACCGCUUGUUUUGCAGCUUGAAGUGUUGCAAUUUGUCUUCUUUGCAGUGUAUUGACUCUAAAACGUGCAACAUAGUGAUGCAAGUUCUUUUUCAAAUGAGUAUUGUAAAUCUCAUAUGUCUUGAAUAGAUUUUCUGCACUUGUUGAAUCUAA